Molecule: messenger RNA, 2220 nt
Organism: Penicillium expansum
Lineage: Eukaryota; Fungi; Ascomycota; Eurotiomycetes; Eurotiales; Aspergillaceae
Exons: 1
Coding region: 1-2220 (739 amino acids)
Source: RefSeq, a predicted model, not a curated record
AUGGCACGACCUGCUAUAGCACGCCCCAGAGACAGUAGCGCGGCUGCAGUCGCGUAUACUCCUCUAGCGGCGCCCGAGAACGCUCCCAGCCAGAUUCAAGAUGAACCGGAAGUCGCGAAAAAGGAAAGGUCUCUGUGGGCCCGGCUGGGGACCUACCACAUCCUUAUUUUGGGUCUCGGUUCGAUCGUGCUCAUCAUAGCGGUUAUACCGCUAGCCUGGCUUUGGACCGAGUCUAUGGCAACAGCCACAGGACGAGAGCCAAGUAGCGCUUGGUUUGUGGUUAUUGAAGCAAACUGGACCACGCGGAUCGUCACCAUCUGCACUGCCAUUCUACGAGCGGUGGUCACAGCCCAGGCUAGCGUGGCGACCGCGAUGUUUGGAGGAGUUAUUCUGGAGCGCGUCGGCGCUCCACUGCUGGACGGGCCAUUCUAUUCGACCGUGCGGGCUCUAAGUGGGAGCCCGAUUAGCUUGCUGUGGACUCCGAGUCUACCGUUACGCAAAACCGCCCUCUCGAUCCUCGUCGUUAUCCUCAUUGUCCUUGAAGUCUUGGUAACCAUAGCGGCGCAAUUCCUCUCCACCCUUCUCGUGGCCGACUUCGGAAAUGGCGCAUUUACCCAAGCCAACAACGUGACGAAUAUCCGACUCCUAAAUGAUACCCAAAGUACGCCCCUUGGUGCGUGGUGGGCGAUGCCUCCGGUGGCCGGUUGGACGUUUGCCGAACAAUCAGAACCGCCUACAUCUGGGUCUAAGUACGACGAUACAGGCCACACGUACCACGCCUUCCUACCCUAUCUGGAGGCGACGCAGCGGAAAUCACUACGCCGUUUCCGGGGUCCAGUCCCUAUCGUCGAUCAUCGGGUUGUCUGUGUACAACCUGUACUACGUGACCUUCACCUCUUGGCGUACUACGAUGCUUACUCGCGUCUUACCGGAAAGAUCAAUAUCGCUAACGACACGUAUCCGAUGCUAAAGGGCACGGAGAGUCAGUACGACCUCCCGUUUACGUGCGCCUUGCCUAACUCGAAGUCGACAACUACCCCGGAGCAAAGAGCAACGAGCUUAUGUUGGCCGAAUGCUAACAUAGAGUGGGAGGUCUUGCUGGAAGACCCUAUAGUGACACCCGAAUCUGUCAGCACUAGGGGGUACUUGAAGCCCGGCUAUCCGCAGGCAUCCACGAUGUUUAUGCUUUUAGACCUCGUCUCCUUUCCGACUGUCCCCCUCGCAUCCACAGAGGAGGCCCGCGUCGUCGGAAAUAACGACACUGAUAGUCCCUGGGUGAUGGUCGGAAACGGGACUGAUGUUCCUACGGUGCGGGUGACAGCCUGCUCGACAAAUCUCGGAGUGGAUACUUUCACCGCGGAAAUACACAACAACUGGGAGGCGUCUGAGCCCACCAUGUCCUGGAACCAAUCCACGUUGAGCUACAGUACCGAAAGUACACGUACCCAGCUGGGUGCAGUCCGACCUCGACAGCCACUAAACGACCGAGGCGUGCUCGCUCUCGCCCCCCGCUCGGAUUGGCAAACCUCCUUCUCCUAUGAGGAGAUUUCCGCAUCCUACUAUGCAGGGAACUUCUCCAGUCCAAAUAUCACCUCCUCCAUGUUUCGCGCUGCCAAUGCCUGGACCUUCACGGCAGCCUUCGCUGACAGCAUAGGAAUCCCGCAAAACAGCUUCACGGAUAGGAUGGGUUCCGCAAACCCGGGCAUGAUACUAUCUUGGCUCGCGGGCAGUGAUAUAUCUAGCGCGCACCAGUCUUAUGUCAGGUUGUUCCAGGACACGCUGAAGCAGACGCAAAGCCCCGCGGUGGCCCUCCAGGCGCUCCUUACGCUUUUCUGCCAGAUAGUCUAUUACGAAAAGCUGCCACGACUUGGUGCAACAGAGACUGCUGAGACUGCCUUCUUGCAUGCGGCAGUGAUUCCGACUCGAUGGACUGGAUUUGGGGUAGGGAUGGGGUUGUUAUUUACUCACUGGGUGGUGAUGGCCAUUGUCGUGGGGCUGUUUGCUCGAUACACGCGCCACUCCUUGUUAGGGAAUCACUGGCAGGCGGUUUCACAGGUGUACUCGAAGGACACAGUGCCGGUUCUGGAGAUGGCAGGUCAGAUGAAUGAUGAGGAGGUCGAGCGUUGGGUCAAGCACGAAGAGCGUGGAGGGGAGCUAUACAGUGUUGCGCUUGAUGAAGGGGAGAGGCGGGUGGCGCUGUCAGUCAAGCGUUCGGAUUAA